AUAGAUUAUUGUUUAUAAUUUUUACAAUAAUGAUAUGCAAAAAAAAAUUCAUUAAUGCAUAAAGAGUUUGCACACCAAGCACACUUUAUAAUUGCUACAUUAUUGCAUGACGCACAUAUAGCUUCACAAUUUUUGAAACAAUAAUCUACGGGAUCAUCAAAUUUAGGUGGUUUUUCCUGUAAAUAUCCGCUUUUGUACCACGAAUAUUUAAAUAAAUUUAUAAACCGAGAAUUAGAUUCUCUAUGCUCGUGCAUAUUAAUGAAAUUCAUUGAAGUGCCACUAGGCGGCGCAUGGGACGUAACUCUCUCGUGAGCGAAGUCAUCGCAUAUAUCAAUAAAUAUAGACCCGUAAUAGUUCAUAGAAAACGGAUUUGCUAUUUCGUUAAAAUUCUGUUUCUGCAAAAUGACGCUAAAUCCAAAGAAUGUUUUAAAAUUGUUAGCGAUCGCUUUCGAUGAUCUGCAUUAUGACUUUGAAUCUGUCAUUAGCGAAGCUGAAAGAAAUUUAAGUUUUCAUAUAGAGAGUCUGAUAAAAGAUGCUAUUCAAGAAUCCCUGUAUAUUGAAACGUAUACUACUCUCAAUUUUGAUGAAGAAGAUAUUAUUCAGGAUGCAGUUUCAAUCGAGGAAAAUAAUAAUGAUAAUUAUAUUCAAGAUACUGUGACUUCCAAUUUAAGUGCAUCUAUUGAAUUAACAGAAAGUUUGGAUGAAGAAUAUAAACAAAAAGUUAUAAAAUUUUGGAAAUCAGGAAAAAAACAUAAAUUAAAAUUUGCAACAGUUCAAGCAAGAUUUAAACGUGUUUCAUCAAAGCAACAAUUGUAUACAUGGGAAAAAGAAAUUUCAGAAGGUGGAAAUACUAAAGAAAAAUUAAAAAAACUAUCAGAAUAUGUAUUAUCUCAAUUUGAAGAUGCUUUACAAAAAUGUUUACCAAUUCAUGAUUUAGAUAUUUGCAGAUGGGCUUUGAAUGCUAGAAAUCAAUUGCAAUUAUCGGAAGAUUUUUUUAAAGCAUCUGAUAAAUGGAUUCAUAAUUUUAAACAGAAGCAUCAUAUUGUUUCUAGAAAAAUUAAUAAAUUUAUAACGCAGAAAAGUUUAACAAAUGUUAAUAAAUUAAAAACAGAGGCUAGCAAUUUUGUAGAAAAAGUAAAAACAGAACUUUUACUAAUUGGAGCAGAAAAUGUUUUUAAUUCUGAUCAAUCAGGUUUUAAUUUAGAAAUGCACACAGGACGUACUUUAUCUUUUCGAGGAAAACAAAAAAUUGAAACAUUAACACAAUCGAUAAGUUCUAUGACUCAUAGUUAUACAAUUCAGCCAAUCAUAUCAGCAAGUGGUUCUCUUUUAUCACCGCUAUUAAUUAUUUUACAGGAAAAAGAUGGAAAAUUUGGACCUCAAGUAGAACAAAAUCUUUUUAGAGCUGAUAAUGUUGUCGCAUUACCUUCAAACUCUGAUUCAUGGAGUGGCCAAAAUUCGAAACAAUUAGAAACAAUAGACACAUUAUCCAAAAAUAUAAAAAUUUUAACAAUUCCUGCUGGGACGACCGGAAUGAUUCAACCUCUCGAUGUCUUCGGUUUCAGAAUUUGGAAAAAUUAUAUUAAACAUUUCUCUGACAUGAUUCUUUUAUAUAACUACGAUGUAAACUUACAUUUGCGAAACAAUAUUAUUAAACUCCAGUCACUUAUUCAUAAUCAAUUUUCUUCUCCUCGGUUUAUAAAUUUAUUUAAAUAUUCGUGGUACAAAAGCGGAUAUUUACAGGAAAAACCACCUAAAUUUGAUAAUCCCGUAGAUUAUUGUUUUAAAAAUUGUGAAGCUAUAUGUGCGUCAUGCAAUAAUGUAGCAAUUAUAAAGUGUGCUUGGUGUGCAAACUCUUUAUGCAUUAAUGAAUUUUUUUUUGCAUAUCAUUAUUGUAAAAAUUAUAAACAAUAAUCUAUUAAAAAUAUACAAAAAAAUAAAUUUAAAAGAGGUAAAAAAAAGUAUUAA
Messenger RNA from Solenopsis invicta (red fire ant), 1968 nucleotides. RefSeq lists its product as uncharacterized. Lineage: Eukaryota; Metazoa; Arthropoda; Insecta; Hymenoptera; Formicidae. The record is from RefSeq and is a predicted model, not a curated record. Bases 403 to 1914 code for a protein of 503 amino acids. The transcript has 2 exons.